Messenger RNA from Strongyloides ratti, 351 nucleotides. RefSeq lists its product as hypothetical. The record is from RefSeq and is a predicted model, not a curated record. NCBI's taxonomy places the organism in Eukaryota, Metazoa, Nematoda, Chromadorea, Rhabditida, Strongyloididae. Bases 1 to 351 code for a protein of 116 amino acids. The transcript has a single exon.
AUGAAAACAGGAAAUAAAGAAUUAGAUGAUUUUAUGAUUGAUUCUAUUAUACAAUUACGUAUAAAUAUGGUAGAAUUAACAAAAGUUGGAUAUUAUUGUGAAGAUUUUAAAACAAAAUAUAUUCAAAAUUUUUCAAAAUUUUAUACUACUGAAACAACCUUAAAAACUAUUCUUGAUGAAGAUGAUGAUAUUAAAAAUAAUGAUUGUAAUGAAUUUGAUACUGUUUUAACUGAUGAAUGUAAACAAAUUGUAAUUGAUAAAAGUAAUGAACUAUUAAUAAGUUUUUUGAAUGGUGAACAAUCAUUGUUGCAAGUAUUAAAUAAUCCAAAAAAUAUUGUUAAAUCUUCAUAA